This is a messenger RNA of Colletotrichum orchidophilum, 501 nucleotides long. RefSeq names its product peptidase S41 family protein. The record is from RefSeq and is a predicted model, not a curated record. The transcript is spliced from 2 exons. NCBI's taxonomy places the organism in Eukaryota, Fungi, Ascomycota, Sordariomycetes, Glomerellales, Glomerellaceae. Bases 1 to 501 code for a protein of 166 amino acids.
AUGCAAGCAGUAGGCCGCACUCGAGGAGCCCGCAUCUACUCUGGCGAUUUCCUCGAUUCCGACUUCGCCCUCGCCCGGAAAAAGAACGAUGCGGCCGCGGCCAGACUACCCGCCGUCCGUGACACGGGCAUGUACGUCAGCUACGCGGCCUUCAAUCUUCGAGACCAGCUCCGCAAGAACGACGUCUCGACUCCUCUCCAGUUCCACUACUCCGCGGCCGACUACGGUCUAGAAUACACUCUCGAUAACGCAAACAACAUGACUGCCCUCUGGCAGGACGUCGCCCGAGUGAGCUUCGAGAACGUCAGCAUGUGCGUCGAAGGCUCAACACGCUACACCUCCCGCGACGACACGGUCCCAAAAGCACCGCCAAAAGCCACAAACUUCUCGCCGUCUGCGCCGAAGACGGACACGAAGUACACCAUCGACUGCGAACCGGACACACGUAAUGGGCUCCCGGCCGCGCAGGGCAUCAUCACCAGACAGAACUUGGUUCAAUAA